CAAAAGAGGCAGGCAUUACAGUGGCUAGUUAGCUAGCUGCAUACAUUAUAGCGGAGCGGUCGCGCACAGCACCCACUGUUCGUGCUGUAAACAAGACCCACGAAGGAGGGAGAUACUGAAGCUAGAUAGUUUUUAUUCUUCUUCUUUUCCCUGGAAGCAUUGGAUGAACACAUAGAGAGAAAAGAGCAAUUUUGCAGGAGGAGUGAAGCGGAGAGGGAAAAUAAUUACUCCUGCUGUGAAAGACCCCGCCAGCAAACCUCCAGUAUGUCGGAGAGAGGUGGGCUCCCGCGGGCUGGAGGUGCUCCGUCUCCGCACAUGCAGCCCUCCAAACCGGUCACGAUUGCGUCGAAUCGCCCGGUGCAGAUGAACCUGUAUGCGACGUGGGAGGUGGACCGCUCUUCGCCAAGCUGCGUGCCCAGGCUCUUUAAUUUGACCCUGAAGAAGCUGGUGAUGUUGAAGGAGCUGGAUAAGGACCUGACAUCAGUGGUCAUUGCAGUCAAGCUGCAGGGCUCCAAGCGAAUCUUGCGCUCCAAUGAGAUCCUGCUGUCCUCAGCUGGGCUGACAGAGACAGACCUGCAGCUCACCUUCUCUUUGCAGUACCCGCACUUUCUAAAGAGAGACGCCAACAAACUGCAGAUCAUGCUUCAACGGAGGAAAAGGUACAAGAACCGCACCAUCCUGGGCUACAAGACGCUGGCACUGGGCCUGAUCAACAUGGCAGAGGUGAUGCAGCACCCGAGCGAGGGGGCCCAGGUUCUGGGGCUUCACAGCAACGUGAAGGACGCCUCUGUCCCCGUGGCCGAGAUCCGGGUCUACUCCCUCUCCAGCCAGCCCAUCGACCACGAGGGGCCCAAGGCCAAACUGUCCGCAGAUCGCUCCCCAGAUAUUGAUAACUACUCUGAGGAAGAGGAGGAAAGCUACUCCUCUGAGCAGGAGGGCAGUGAUGACCCUGUGCACGGUCAGUAUCUGUUUGAUGAAGAGGAUGAAGUGAGGAAGAAGAAACCACGACGCAAACUCACCUCCACCUCUGCCUCCAUCGCCCGCGUUAAUCAACCCAACAUCAAGCAGAAGUUUGUGGCCUUGCUGAAAAGGUUUAAGGUUUCUGAUGAGGUGGGCUUUGGGUUGGAGCAUGUGUCCCGGGAGCAGAUCCAGGAUGUGGAGGAGGACCUGGACGAGCUGUACGACAGUCUGGAGAUGUACAACCCCAGCGACAGUGGCCCAGAGAUGGAGGAGACAGACAGCAUCCUCAGCACCCCCAAACCCAAACUCAAACCUUUCUUUGAGGGCGUGUCCCAGUCGAGCUCUCAGACGGAGUUCGGUAGCCUGAACAGCAAAGGGAGCCUGAGCCGAGACAACUUCAGCCCUCAGGGGGAGCAGCCCCCGCCAGAUAAAAUGAAGCGCUCACGCAGUCGCAACCUGGAGGACACCAUCUCUGAGACAGACACGCUGGAGCUGAAUGAGCCAGAGAUUCCUGCCGAUAUCGGACCCUGUAUCACUGUAUCAGUGGCAGAGAAACCCAGAACCCCCAUGAAGACCAGCAAGGCCGAGAGCCAGACCAUGCCCUCUCCGAGGUUGGAUGGGGCUCACACCCCCAGGCAGAAGCGGGGGACCCCCAUGAAGGAGAGGCAGCUGUCUAAGCCCCUGAGUGAGAGGACCAACAGCUCUGACAGCGAGCGGUCCCCUGAGCUCGGACACACCCCCCAGGUACCCAGGAAGGUGAUGUAUGACCAGCUGAACCAGGUGCUGGUGUCGGACGCAGCUCUGCCAGAGAGCCUGAUCCUGGUGAACAGCAGCGACUGGCAGGGCCAGUACGUGGCGGAGCAGCUGCAGGCACAGAAGCAGCCGGUGGUGUGCACCUGCUCUGUGGCGGAGAUCCAGGCCGCCCUGGGCGCUGUCCUCACGCGCAUACAGAAGUUCUGUAACUGCAACUCCUCCGUGCCCCGGCCGGUGAGGGUGACGGCGGUGGGGGGGCAGAGCUACCUGGGGGCCAUCCUGCGCUUCUUCGUCACUCAGCUGGCCAGCAAGACAUCCGACUGGCUGGGACACAUCCGCUUCCUGGUGGUGCCACUGGGUUCGCAUCCCGUGGCCAAGCACCUGGGCGCCUUGGACAGCCGCUACAGCUCCUCCUUCCUAGACAGCGCAUGGAGAGACCUGUUCAGCCGCUCGGAGCCCCCACAGAGUGAUGCUGUGGACGUUGCCGGCCGUAUCUCUCAGUACAUCAGUGGAGCGGCGGCAACCCACCAGCUGCCCAUAGCUGAGGCCAUGCUGACCUGCAGACAUCGGCUGCUGGAUGAGGACUCUUACCAGAAAUUUGUUCCUUUCAUUGGGGUAGUGAAGGUGGGGCUGAUCGAACCCAAUCUGGCUCCUGCAGGGGGCGACACUGAGGAGGGCAUGGCUGUGAGUUUGGCCGUCCCCUCCACGUCCCCGCCCUCUCACGGGUCUCCCACGGGCGGCGCCAAAGACGUGGUGGCGACCCCGCCCUCUUCUCCCUCCAUGAGCAGCGGAUUGGCUGUGCUGGGGAGCCCCAGUAUGUCCCACAGCGUGGACGCCAUCGGCCUGCAGGUGGAUUACUGGGUAGCGUCGGCGUCGGAGAAGCGGCGGGAGGGGGAGAGGCGCGACACCGGCUCCAAGAACACGCUAAAAAGCGCCUUCCGCUCGCUGCAGGUGAGCCGGCUGCCAGGAGGGGGCGCCAGCGACCCCCAGACCCAGGUCAACACCAUGGCCAUGACUGUGGUCACCAAGGAGAAGAACAAGAAAGUGCCCACCAUCUUCCUGGGGAAGAAGCCAAAGGAGAAGGAUGUGGACUCUAAGAGCCAGGUGAUCGAGGGCAUCACCAGGCUCAUCUGCUCCACUAAACAGCAGCAGACCAUCCUGAAAGUUUCCAUAGAUGGUGUGGAGUGGAAUGACGUCAAGUUCUUCCAGCUGGCUGCUCAGUGGCCCACCCACGUCAAGUACCUUCCUAUCGGAUUGUUUGGUUACAAUAAGACCUCCUCAUAGGACACGCCUCCACGCUGCUUUUCUGCACAGUUGAUGACCAGCCAUUGCACACCAUCCCUGCCACUCAGAGCUUCCUGGACACCAUGAUGGCCAAUCAGUACCCAGCAGAGGGGCGGGCCUCUCCAUAUUUUUUUUUUUGCUGAUUUAAGUGUAAGAUUUUGUGGGUUGUCUGUCUGUCUGGAGGAGAGAGGACUUUUACUGGAUAAAUGACACCAAUCAAUGUGGCCAGUGAGACCAGAUAUGGUCAGCAACAGAGGAGGGUGGUGAAAAGCACAAAGAGACACACGCUGAUGGCCAUCAACGCCACCAAAAAAGGAUACCAUGUGACUUGAUAUUUUGUUGAAACUGGUCUUCUCCUUGUCUGCUUAUCAUAAGGUAUUGGAGCUGUGGGGACUGAUAUCUAUUCAGUCCUCCAACAGUUCAAACUCUGCCCACUUGAGAGGAAGGUAGAGGUGUGUGGGAAAGUCAGAGGAGGGAAAGGAGCAGAAGGAAGAGGUGGAUAGAAAGGGGAAGUGUCUGUGUGGAGAGCUGAGACAAUCUCAGAGACGCAACUCUAAAAACUCUGGCAUGCACCCAGGGGUCAGAGGUCAAAUGAACAGAUGGGGGAUCUUUUCUGCUGAGUGGAGACUCCACACCAGGUCUUGACACCCACAGUUUUGCUUUGUUAUGAACACUUCCUUGUAACAUUUCUGCCAAGCUGACGCUCAAUCAGCCAGUCAGACUGUUUCAGAUGACGCUGUAAGCAGAAGACCUGUCAACAAGCACUUUACACAUCGCGUUUCAAACACACGGAGUGAGGCAGAGUGGAUAUAACCCAAAGGAGUGGGAGAGGCCCUGCUGGAACAGCGUGCAUUUAAAUAGAGUGUAAUAAUCGAGAGAGCGUUUGCUCUUCCGAGCAUGAAAAACCACUAAUUAAACCUGAAAUGUUAGUGAGGAAAAAAUGGCACUGCCCCCCUAGUUGAAACCAGAGGUAAAGCCCCUAAGAGCAGGGGCUGGAUUAGAUGUGAGAUUUUACCACCACAAAAACAUUAGGGCCACAGUGAAGUGAGCUGAAUGGGGUUGCUUUUAGCAGUAGCCUUUUGCUUUUCCUCUCUCCUGUUCUUUAGUUGAGUGUCUGGCUGUUUGUGCUUGGAGGGAGUUUGUCUCUCCUGUGCAUUUAAUCUUCCCGGUUUCCAGUGUUUAUCUGAAGCACAGUCCCUUCAGCUCCGGCUCUCCCGUGUGGCUCUGGUGUGUCUGACAUGGGCAUUCGAACGAUGUGCGAGUCAAUGCUUCCGUUUGGGCCCGUCACCGGAGGGCUUUUUCAACAGGCGUUCAGCAUCUAGUAAUGAAUGCAUCAGUGUUCUUGUAAUGUCAUUGUUCAAGUGCAAAAAAAAAAAAACCAAGCAGUAUGAAACCAUUGUGCCAUGUGAUGCACUUACACCAGAGAACAGCGAUUUAUGUGUCAGUUAAGUCUCGUAAAUCCUGUCCUGUGAACCCCUUUCAGAUGCUUCCAGGUUUGCUGAAUUAGCAUGUGAUGGCUUGUAUUAUAAUAUUAUCACGCGUUUGCUGUGUCUCUCCCUGGGUGAGAUGAGUCUGUGAAAGUGUUAUUAAAACGCCUGCUCAGUUGUGGUGCAGGGAUCUCUGGAGCUGCUGCAGGUGUGACUGUGGCAGCAGUCAGAUCAGAGGACGGUCACAGAAAUCACCCCCAUCUCAUCCACAGAGGCACCGCUUCACCCCCAUCUCCUCCACAGAGGCUCCGCUUCACCCCCAUCUCCUUCACAGAGGCUCCGCUUCACCCCCAUCUCCUCCACAGAGGCUCCGCUUCAUCCACUUUCUCCUGUCAAGUUGGAAAUGAGCCUUAAAACUCCUUGGAAGAUGAGGACCAGGACAUGCAACUUUACUCGACAUGCAGUAAUCAGUCAGUAAUGUGAGUGGAAGGGGUUUUAGCAAGCUGGCCAGAGGGGGGCGCUCCAUCACAGUUUGAUCCUCUACCAGCUGUGCCUCCAGGC
Messenger RNA from Megalops cyprinoides (Indo-Pacific tarpon), 4985 nucleotides. RefSeq names its product phosphofurin acidic cluster sorting protein 1a (gene pacs1a). The coding region runs from base 265 to 2997 and encodes 910 amino acids. Gene Ontology annotation, biological process: protein localization to plasma membrane. Lineage: Eukaryota; Metazoa; Chordata; Actinopteri; Elopiformes; Megalopidae. Gene Ontology annotation, molecular function: transmembrane transporter binding. The transcript is spliced from 24 exons. The record is from RefSeq and is a predicted model, not a curated record.